Molecule: messenger RNA, 2273 nt
Organism: Manihot esculenta (cassava)
Lineage: Eukaryota; Viridiplantae; Streptophyta; Magnoliopsida; Malpighiales; Euphorbiaceae
Product: peroxidase 43
Exons: 4
Coding region: 1073-2062 (329 amino acids)
Biological process (GO): response to oxidative stress; hydrogen peroxide catabolic process
Cellular component (GO): plasmodesma; plant-type cell wall
Molecular function (GO): heme binding; peroxidase activity
Source: RefSeq, a predicted model, not a curated record
GGGGUUAGAAAUAUGAUAUGGGAAAUCUAAUAAUCUAUGCUAAGAAUUUAUUCUUGAUCAAUUGCACAAACGAACAUAUUAGAAAACCUUAUUACCUUAUUAUGAUUUCCCCGCUGUUUACAAUGAGGAUGCCCAUCCAAUUGCAUGAUGAGUAGUUCCUAGCUAAGGUUUGCCAUUUUCUUCUAUAUUGAAGAAUUACACAAUAAUAAAUGAAGUAAUAUAAAUUCCCAUGUGUAAAAGUAAAAUAUCAAAGCAACUACUUUAGGAUCGAAUUGAGAAUUUCCUCCUCUUUGUCGGCUUCUUACCAAGAAGGGUGUUUGGUCCAAGAGGCACAUCCAGAGAGCCAGCCAUCACAGCAAAAUAAGGAAAGUCGCUGUUUCACACUCUCACAGGUGGAAAAUUUUAUACCCUCAAGACAAAAUUUACCAGCUCAUCAAAGCUUGCUGCUUGCGAGGCUAUGAUGUUAAAAGAGCCAUUAAAGGAAAGUCUGUCCUUACCCGGUAUGGAGAUAAAGCCUUGCUCAGGCACAAUUCUAUUUGCAGUUAAGAGAAAGAACCUCUCUAUUUUUUUCUUCUCUGGAGUUGCCAGCUGCUUCAUUCUAAAGGCGGCACGUUCAAAUCUUCGCAUACAGAAAAAACGAGUAAUCCUUUAGUGCUUUGCUCUACUUUUUGUAAUAUUGGACUUAAUCAAAGAACUUUGCUUAAGUACCAACAAUUUUUUUUUUGUUUUCCUUCGUGGUGUUCUGAUUGUUUCUACAGAUCUAAGAUUAUGAGAUUAAAUUUUCGAUUUAAGCUGAGUUAAGAAUUUUAAGAAAAGACUAAAAAUGAUCAGUGAAUAUGAAGAGGAAAAUUGGAAAUAGCUGUAAAGAUAUUGCAUAGGAGAUAGUGAAAUGAAAAUGACGACAAGAAAAGGUGGCAAGUAGUAGUAUGACAAGGCAUGCAGUUUUUGACACAUCUAAAUAUGUAGCUCCACCCGUCUAUUUAAAGACGCUCCCAUAAUACCGAGGGAUCCCUGCUCCAUGUGAUGUCUCUCACUUUACUUCAAUUCCUUCUUCUCCAGUGACGUCUUCAAAAUGAUCAAUUGCAAUCUAAAACCUCUGUUUUUGGCGAUAAUUGUAAUUCUUACUUACGUUGUUGUGACAUCAAAAGGGCAAUUACGAGUUGGAUUCUACUCCCAGACAUGCCCAUCUGCAGAAUCCAUUGUCCGCAAUGCUGUUCAAGAAGCGGUUUUUGGUGAUCGCCAAAUGGCUCCAAGGUUGCUUAGGCUUUUGUUCCAUGACUGCUUCGUUCAGGGCUGCGAUGGGUCAAUUUUGCUAGAAAAUACCGAAACUAGUGAGAGAAGAGCAGAAGGGAACUUGGGUCUUGCAGGUUUUGAAGUGAUACAAAGUGCCAAGACGCAACUGGAAGCCACUUGCCCUGGAGUAGUUUCUUGUGCAGACAUUGUGGCUUUAGCUGCCCGUGAUGCUGUUGCCAUGACUGCUGGGCCAUUUUUUGGCAUUCCAACAGGGCGAAGAGAUGGUCGAAUUUCAAAUAUUCAAUUUGCUGCCAAUUUGCCAGACGUUGAUGACUCAAUUGAGCUUCUCAGGUCCAAGUUCAAAGAGAAAGGCCUUUCAGACAGAGAACUCGUCCUUCUCAGUGGUGGUGGGCAUUCAAUUGGAACCACUGCAUGUUUCUUCAUGCCAAAGAGACUCUACAACUUCACUGGUCAUGGCGACUCUGAUCCUGCAAUCGAUUCACAAUUUCUACCAGACCUUAAAGCUCAGUGCCCUUUCAAUGGAGAUGUCGAUGUUCGACUACCUCUUGACAGCUCCUCUGAAUUUAUAUUUGACGGCCAUAUCUUCCACAAUAUCAGAAAUGGGUUUGCGGUUCUAGCAUCUGAUGCUAGGCUUUAUGAUGACAUGCACACCAGACAGAUAGUUAAUUUCUAUAGUGGCUUCCCGAGUGUCAUUAGACGACUGUCGUUUAAAGCUGAUUUUGCUGCAGCAAUGGUGAAGAUGGGGAGUAUUGGUGUUAAAACAGGAUCGGAUGGUGAGAUUAGACGAGUUUGCAACUCUGUUAAUUAGUUUUUGAAAUAAGACAUCUAAAAUUCAUAAUUAUUCGGGUAUUUUCGCGUUAAAUAAGGUAGUUUAUCUCUUAUCUUGAAUGUUUGAUUCGAUGAGGAAAAUCCUUUGAAGAUAUCUUUUUAUUUAAACAUGAUCGUUAAAGACAAUUGUAUUUUAUAAUAAUUAAUGCUGGCAGAGUUUGUUACACUCGCUACAGGAAAAUUCGUGUCAU